AUGCUGUGGUGGAAGCUGGGAUGCAGCGCGUGCCUUGCGCCGAGUGUGGACACGAAAGAUGAGAGCGUUCUUUCGUGGCCCUCUGCGGAAGGGCCAGACGCGAGCCGCGGCAUGCCGGAGAGUGAGAUGGCCCAUGCCCUCAAGGAUAUGCAGAAGAGAUAUCCUCUUCUUGCACUGCCCUCGCACGGCCUGUAUGCCAUUGUGCAGGACUGUUUGUUCUACCGAGGGUACCUUCCUGGCUUGAAUUUGUGGGUGCAGGAGUGUGAGACGGCCGUCUGCGAGGGCGACGAGGAGAAAGCCAAGGACAUCCUCGAGCGUUUGGAGCACGAAGUUGAGCUCGAGGCGCCGUUUGCGAGUUUCAGACGCUCCUUCGGCACUUCCGCACUUCGGCACUUUGGCUUCACGGCUCAGACCACGACGCUAGCGGCGGCCUUCAACCUUUUCAAGAAGCCGGGAAAGGAGACCUUGUCCGAAGCGGAGGCAUUGCCCUCGUCUUCUGCCGCAACUGCAUCUGCUGCGUACCCUUCUCAGAUACGUACCAUGCUGGAGUACCUCGGCUUUCCGAAGGAGGAUGACGAUGUGGAAAAGCUUCUCAAAGCAGUCGACACUGAUGGAGACCGCCAGAUGAGUCUGGUGGAAUUCCACCAGUACGUCGCUCGCAUGGGAGGGAGCUUGCGCCUUUUCGAAAUCCGCCGGAAGCAGAUGGAAGCGAAGCACGGGCAUCGAAUGGGUGCCGAAUCCGAAGAUCCUGAGCAGCUGCGGCUGAACCUCCUGGAGGCAGGCAUCAGAGACGAUGCACAGGCAUCGGAUGCGGCAUCAGGGUGUGAUUUUGCACCGGACUUGUGGCAGCCAUUGCAAGGCGUAUUGGUGAGGCAUAUCCGAGCCAUGGCAAAACGGAACCAUGACGAUGCCCUGCCAAAGUUGCAGAGACGCAUUGCAAAACUGGGGUCUGACAUCAAGGAGACUGACCUGUGGAUGACGCUGGCCUGGAUCCGUGAGAUGGCCCCGAUCAUCGUACACAUCGAUCUCCAGAAGAUGCUGCGGUUCCUGGAGAGUGAUACGCACUAUCGGAAUCAGUUCGAGACUGCCACGUCCGGAGGACUUCUGAAGCCCGCCGUCCGCGAAAAGUGGGAGCGGGACCUUUUCGGGGGCUACUACGACAAAGCGCAGGGCUUCCACCGAUGCAAGUACGGCGUGCUCAACGCCAUGAAUGACCAUCGCGGAGUGAUCCGCUGUGUCCAAUACGGGGACAGCUACCUGGUGCUCAGAGAUGUGCGGCUGCGGUGUACUUUCUCUCCGGAGGACUCGGCAAACCUCAAAGCAGAACGUACGCCUGGGAAGGGGUUCUGGGGUGGGGCCCGUGGAUGUUCAGAAUGGCAAGUUUAA
This is a messenger RNA of Symbiodinium sp. CCMP2592, 1386 nucleotides long. The record is from the annotation of a GenBank genome assembly. Lineage: Eukaryota; Dinophyceae; Suessiales; Symbiodiniaceae.